Molecule: messenger RNA, 2727 nt
Organism: Cladocopium goreaui
Lineage: Eukaryota; Dinophyceae; Suessiales; Symbiodiniaceae
Source: the annotation of a GenBank genome assembly
AUGGAAAGUUUGAGGCAACGUCGUUCCAAAGCCUUGCGAUGGAGGAAGAGGUCUGUCUCGGAUUACUCCGGAGUUCGGCGGAUCCACCAGAUUUUGACGCGAGCCACGUUGCGCUUCAAGGCUGAUCUCCGUUUAUGGUAUCAGCACGUGGAUUUCUGCUUGAGGAGUGGGAGCUCCACAGUGCUGCAGCGAGUUUUGAUGAAGGCUGUAAAGUUUCAUCCCAAGGAGGCCUCCUUAUGGUUGCUGGCCGCGGAUCGCGAACUGCGGCAAGGUCAUGUAGAUGCAGCCCGGAAGUUGCUGAUGCGUGCCUUGCGAUGCCUUCCCAAAUCCGUGAAAGUUCUCAGCGAGUUCCUCCGCUUGGAGGUGGGUGUGGCCGGUCAACUGCUGGUCGCUAGGGAAAUGGCGCAGGAAACCGAGGUGAAGGAUGAAGCCAAAAACGUUUGGGCACCCACCAAGCUGCUUUUCCAGAAAGGCCUCAGCAAAGUCACAGGCCAAGCGGAGUCCACUGCAAAGUUCUUGCUGGAAUCUUUGGCCCUCAACCACUCCGCUGCAUCCAAAUGGUCGUCUUCAGAGGGUUUUCAGGAGUGGUCCGAAGCCCUUCGGCGGGCCGCCUUUGAGCGGCGGCCUGGCUUGGCCGAAAAUACCGAAGACAUGAUCACGUGGACGGAGGUGUCCGAUGAAGCUGCUGCGGGCAUUUGGGAAGUGUGGUGGAAGCAGGAGUUGGCUUGUGGAUCCAGAUGGCCCGACCUGGUCCCUUCCAUUGCUUCCUGCGACUUCGCCGCUGUGCUCCUUCGGGCCAUCCAGGCCGUGCUACCAGUCGCAGAUGAUGCUGGAACUGCGCUUGCAACGCUGGCACAAGCCGAUGCUGCGGCAGCAGAUCCAGCCAUGGCCCUGAUCAUCUUGCAGGAAUUGUCAGCUUCAAGCGCACGGCAAGCGAAGGGAGUCCUUGAUUCGUUGCUGCAGCGAGCGGCAUCGCGUCAUCCGAAGCACCUGCGCUUGGCCAUGCUGACCGGAGAUGUAGAGAAGGUACUAAGCCUUUUGCCACACUUGAGCAACAUCUCCGCGCAAGAUGCGGUGCCAGUGGGCAUCAGAUAUCGUGAUGGCCCGCAGCCGGAUCGCUUGCUCCGAAGGGUAGAUUUCCCACCUUUACCCACCAUGGGCGCCUCUGCCAGCCGCGACAGCGCCUGCUUCGCCGGCGCUGCUGGCGCCCUGCAGCGGCGCUCGGAGGCUCCGAUCAGCGCCAUGGAGCCGGUGACGGUGACGGUCUGCGGGGCGGCGGGACACAUCGGAUAUUCCUUACUGCCAAUGAUUGCAUCUGGGGCCAUCUUCGGACCCUCUCGGCGGGUGUGCCUGCAAUGUUUAGACCUCAACCUGCCGGAAGUCAUGGACAGCAUGCGCGGUAUCGAAAUGGAGAUGUACGAUGGCAACUUUCCUCUGCUUCAAAAGAUGAUGUUCACCACGGAUGAUGCGCAAGCCUUCAAAGGGGCGGAUUAUGCCAUCCUGCUGGGAGCCUUCCCAAAACAAGAUGGUAUCGAUAAGCGCGACGUCAUGGAGAAGAAUGUGAUGAUUUUUCGCACAAUGGGGAAGGCUUUGGAGAGACAUGUGAAGCCAGAGUGCAAAGUUCUGGUAGUGGGCAAUCCGUCACAUACCAACGCAUGGAUUUGUGCGCAAUAUGCGCCCUCCCUGCCGAAGCACAACAUCUUUGCCCUCACUCGCCUGGACCAAAAUCGCGCCACCGGGCAAAUCGCCCAUCACUUUGGCCUGUCGGUGAAUGACGUGAGAAAUGUGGUGGUCUGGGGUUGCCACGCCAAGUUUCCAGAUGUGGACCAUGCGGUCAUCAAGGGCAAACCUUUUUCCGAGAUCCCGGGAGGAAACCGCCUGAACGACCUCUUCCGUAAGGAGAUGCAGACGCGAGGCGCCAGCAUCGUCAAGGCCAGGAAGGCGUCCUCGGCGAUGUCCACGGCCAGGGCCAUCGUGGAUCACCUGAAAGAUCUUCACCUCGGGACGAGGGUUGGCGAGUUCGUAUCGAUGGGUGUGUGGUCCGACCAUGGUGCAUACUCCAUCGCCGAUUCCCUGGUCUUUUCGGUGCCGGUGGUGUGCCAAGGGGGCGGCAAGUAUCAUGUCUACAAAGGACUCUCGUUGUCGGUGGCCUCCCAAGAGAAGCUGCGCCAGGUCGAGGCCGAGAUGUUGGCCGAUCGCGACCUGGCGCGGCAGUGCAUCGUCAGCAACGCGUGCUUCCUUUCGUUGAAGCGCAACAAGGGCGCCGUCAGCAUGGAGGAGUUGGAGCACGUGUUGAGAGCUCUCGAGCCUGGCCAAGAUGUGAGCCCUGUGCUGUUGGCAGUUCUAUCUCAUGCUGCGCACGAAGGUCCAGCCAGCUUGCAGAAAUCAUUUCAGCAGGUUCGAAAGUUCGCAGAGAAGCUUUGGGACGUCCCACGGCUGCGCGUGCAGGUCCUCUUUGCGUUGCUGAGGCUUGAGCUGCGCACGGAGACUGUAGAGGUCAAAGACAUCUGCAAACAUUUUGAGGAUUUGCUGUCAACCGUUGGACCUUCCUCCACGGAUGCCACAGAAGUCUGGCUUCGCUACUUGGACUUUGUGCAAGGUGUCCAUGGCACAGUCCAGGUGCCACGUCCCAACGACCUCCACCUUCGUGCGCUGCGCUCGGUGCAGGACCAGGAGAUCUAUCGGGAAAAGGCCCAGAUGAUCCUUCAAGGCCUUGAGAUACAUUGA